AUGGCCCACCGGACACUGUCGGCGCUACUGCUGGCCCUCGCCGGUCUGGCGGCCGGCGCUGGGGCCGAUCUGGCGCUGCCCCGCGGCGUCUCCAUGGCCAAGGCCAGUCUGUACCAGGCGGGCGAUACGUUCACCUGUUUGGACGGCUCGGCCACCAUCCAGUUCCAGUACGUUAAUGACGACUACUGCGACUGCGAGGACGGUAGUGACGAGCCGGGCACGUCGGCCUGCGCGGUGGGCUCGUUCUACUGCGCCAACCGCGGCCACGCCGCCGCAGAGGUGCCCUCCGCCUGGGUCAAUGAUGGCGUCUGCGACUGCUGUGACGGCUCUGAUGAGUACGCCAGCGGCGCCUGUCCCAACACGUGCGACGAGAUCGGCGCGGCGGCGCGCGCUCGCCAACAGCAGAUCGACGAGAUGCGCCUGCGCGGCUACGAGGUCAAACUGAAGCUGAUUGAGGAGGGCAAGGAGAAACUGGCAGAGAAACAGGUCCGUCUAGCGGAGCUAAACCGUGAGAAAGAAGUAGCUGAGGAGAUGAAGAACGCUCGUGAGGCGGCCAAAAAUGAGGCGGAGGCUCAGGAGCGGCUGCUCCUGGAUGCGUGGCACGAGCAGCGGCGCCAGCAGGAGCAGGAACAUGAGGAGGCCAACCGGCAGCUGGCCGAGGAGACCUUCACCAGGCUGGACGUCAACAGCGACGGAAAACUUACCACCGAGGAGCUGCAGAGGGAGCCCAAGCUGGACAAGGACGCUGACGGCGUCGUCUCCAAGGACGAGGUUGACUCCAUUACCAUGAACAAGGACGAGCUGGAGAUGGAGGAGUUUGUGCAGCAGCAGGAGGUGGCAGAGGGAGAGGAACUGACAGAGGAGGAGCUGGCGGCUGGAGAGGUGGACGCAGGCGAUCUGGUCACUCCGGGAGCCGGAACGGUGCAGGAGCUCGACAGGGACGAGCUGGUUGAGGACUCGUAUGAGCCUCCUGCCUACGACUCCGAUGACGAGGAAGAAGACGAGGAGGAGGAGGAAUUUGACGCUGCCGAACACUACCGGCGGCGACACAGCGCGCCGGAGACGACCGGGGACGAGCCGGAGUACGACGCCGAGACCCAGGCGGCCGUGGACGCGGCCAAGCAGGCUCGCGCUGAGCUGCAGGAGGCCGAGCAGAAGCUGCGUGACAUUGAACGCGAGGUGGGCGGUGUGGAAUCGUUCACCGGACUGGAUCUGGGCCCCGAGAAGGCGUUCGCCGCGCUCUACCAGCAGUGCUUCACGCUCGAGAACCGCGAGUACGAGUACAAACUCUGCGUGUUCGAUAAGGCCACCCAGAAGCCGCGCAGUGGCGGCGUGGAGACCUCCCUGGGCAAGUGGGACUCCUGGGAGCGACCCGAACAGACCGGCUACACCCAGCAGCUGUACAACAACGGACAGCAGUGCUGGAACGGCCCCAAACGCUCGGCGCAUUUUUUUACCGGCGACGUUCGGGUACCAUAG
Messenger RNA from Amphibalanus amphitrite, 1479 nucleotides. Its product is annotated as glucosidase 2 subunit beta-like. Gene Ontology annotation, biological process: N-glycan processing. Lineage: Eukaryota; Metazoa; Arthropoda; Thecostraca; Balanomorpha; Balanidae. The record is from RefSeq and is a predicted model, not a curated record. Gene Ontology annotation, molecular function: calcium ion binding; protein binding. The coding region runs from base 1 to 1479 and encodes 492 amino acids. Gene Ontology annotation, cellular component: glucosidase II complex. The transcript has 10 exons.